CAGCGCCUCGUGGGUCGGUCCUUUAUUUAUAUAGUAAUUUGUAUUGGCCCUGUAAGAGAUGGGAAGGUUCGUUGUGUUCAGCUGACGGCAUGCGAAUCAAGAUGCGUUACCCUGACCCAACAACCUGCCCCCUUCCAAACAAGCCGCGCUGCCCUUUUUAUUUACAGCACUUUUUUACUCUCUGCCGUGGCUUGGCGCCUCUGGACCUGGAAAAAAACUGCAGCUUAAAUUACCCUCUCUUUUAACAAAUAUGUAUGUGUUGUGAGGGGUGGAAUUUAUCUUAAAACGAGGCUAGGAAUGUGGAAAUCGCGACGGGUGUUCUUGGGCCCGCCUGGUCCCCGAUACCGGGGGAAACCUGGGGAAGGGGCGCCACUUCAGCCCCUGAGGGGAGGAACUACGACUCCCGGCAGCCUUUGCGCUAGGCCCCGCCCCUCCAGCUGGCCGGCCCCGGACCGUCAGCUGCAGCUGCUUCGCGCUGGCGGGCAGCGCGCGGGAAGGAGGCGGCUGCGGCUGCGGCGCUGCUCCACUUCCACUUCCUCCUCGUGGAGGGGGGCCAUGAGCUCAGACACCAAGAGGCUGCUGGGAGGCCGGCGACUCGGCUACUGCACCCUCAACCAGAGCCCCCCUAAUACCUGCAUGGAAGUCACAGGCUACCAAAGCAAAACAUGGAAGAUCAUCCUCUGCCACUUUUUCUCUCUGCUGACGUUGGGAAUCCCACUGAUAGUUUUCCACUGGAAGCCACACUUCAAAGUCCGGGCCAAAUGCAGCCGCUGCCCUCUCCACCAAGCUGACUGGGUGGUCAUCCGUGACCAAUUUGGCCAGUAUUUCACAGCCUGUGUCCGAACAGAGCAGAUGGUAGAAGGCAGCCUUGAGUACAGAAGAGACGGUGGAGGAGACAGCAUCGCUGUGGGCGUGUUUGAGGAUGAAGAUGAAAGUCGAGACACGAUUGGGCUCCAUCGGAAGGAGGAGAAGAACGUCCUUCGCUACUACCAGUUUGAAGGUUUGCGCUAUGUCUGGAUUGAGAAGUGGGGUGCCUUCUGCAAGGCCAGUGUGUUGGAUGAAGGCUGGACCUUCUCAGAUAUCCACCUCUCCCUCUGUGGACUAAGCGCUGAAGAGCAAGCUGUCAGGAGAAAGAUUUACGGGCGGAACCUGAUUGAUGUACCUGUAAAUUCUUACUUCAGACUGCUGAGAGAUGAGGUCUUGAACCCGUUUUACAUCUUCCAGAUUUUCAGCAUCGUCUUGUGGAGCUUCGACGAGUACUAUUAUUAUGCUGCCUGCAUCUUCCUCAUUUCUGCGGUCUCCAUCGGGAUCUCUCUCUACGAGACGAGGAAGCAAAGCAUCACCCUGCAGAAGAUGGUGAAGAUGGCAGUCAACCUGCAAAUCCGCAGAGCCUCCGGAGAGAUAGUGACAGUGAGCUCCAUGGACCUGGUGCCAGGCGACUGCAUUGUCGUGCCCGUGGAUGGACUUCAGGUCCCGUGCGAUGCCGCCUUGCUGACGGGCGAGUGCCUGGUGAACGAGAGCAUGUUGACCGGCGAGAGCAUCCCAGUGAUGAAGACCUCUUUGCCCGAAGGCCCCCAAGCAACCAGCACCGUCUAUUCCCCUGAGGAACACAAGCGCCACACGCUGUUCUGCGGAACGCAGGUCAUCCAGGCAAGACCCUACGUGGGCCCUGAGGUUCUGGCAGUGGUCACUCGCACAGGCUUCUACACUGCCAAAGGAGACCUCAUCAGCUCCAUCCUCCAUCCCAAGCCACUCAGCUUUCGGUUUUAUAAAGACGCAUGGAAGUUUGUUGGUUUUCUCACAGUCCUGGCGGCUAUCGGUACUGGCUACAGCAUCUACAUCUUGUAUCGAAACAAGGAGACACUCCGGCAGAUCAUUCUGCGUGCCCUGGAUGUCGUGACGGUGAUUGUGCCCCCGGCCUUGCCAGCUGCCAUGACGGUGGGCACCAUUUAUGCCCAGAACAGGCUGAAGCAGCAAGGGAUCUUCUGCAUCAGCCCCCCACGGAUCAACCUCUGUGGGAAGGUGCGCCUGGUCUGCUUUGAUAAGACAGGGACCCUCACGGAGGACGGCCUGGACAUUUGGGGCGUGGUUCCCCUGGAGAAGGGCUCUUUCUUGCCCCUCGUCCAUGAGCUGCGCUGCUUGGACAGCGGUCCGCUGCUCUGCUGCUUGGCCACUUGCCACACCCUCUCUUGGCUUGGGGAGCAGCUCAUUGGAGACCCUGUGGACCUCAAGCUGCUGGAAUCCACUGGAUGGAUCCAGGAGGAAACUGAAGGGGACGCGGCAGAGGCGCAAGCAACCCAGCUUUUUGGGACCAGAGCCCUGGCGGUGAUGAGGCCUCCACCAGUGGGAGAGCAGCUUCAUGGCAAGGAACACCUGGCGCCCGUGGCUAUUCUCCGCCGCUUCCCGUUUUCCUCAGCCCUGCAGCGAAUGAGUGUUCUGGUGAAGCCCACCGGCGGGGGGCCUUCACAGGCGUACAUGAAGGGGUCUCCAGAGAUGGUGGCCAGCCUCUGCGAUAAGGAAUCGGUCCCUGCGGAUUUCACCCAGACUUUGCGCCAUUUCACCAGCGACGGGUUCCGGGUCCUUGGGCUGGCUUUCAAGCCCCUCGCUGCCAUUGGGACAUUCGAAGAGGCCCAGGACAUGACAAGGGACGAUGUGGAGAGCGGGAUGGUCUUCCUGGGGUUCCUGGUGAUGAAGAACGUUCUUAAGCCCCAGACUGCUCCAGUGAUCCACUUAUUGCACAACGCAGACAUCCGAACCGUGAUGGUCACAGGAGACAACAUGCUGACUGCUGUGAAUGUGGCCAGGAGCUGCCGGAUGGUGAAUGCCAAGGAGCGGGUUCUCUUCGUCCACGCCGCCCCUCCUCGUGGCCGGGAUGAGCCGGCUGCCCUCAGAUUUGUCCCUUACGAGCAUCACCUGGAGCAGCCCGAUGGUUCGUACCAACGGGAGAGCUACUUCCUGGAGCAGCAGCACCCGUACCACUUGGCCGUCAAUGGGCAAUCCUUCGCGGUGCUUUGCGAUCACUUUCCGGACCUCCUGCCGAAGAUACUGGUCCGGGCCACCAUUUUUGCCCGGAUGUCGCCCGACCAGAAAACUCUCCUGGUCCAGAACUUGCGAGACCUGAACUACUGCGUGGGGAUGUGUGGGGAUGGUGCCAAUGACUGUGGAGCUCUGAAGGCGGCCGAUGUGGGCAUCUCACUCUCCGAAGCGGAAGCCUCUGUGGCGUCGCCAUUCACUUCCAAGAUAGCCAACAUCGAGUGUGUCCCCAUCGCCAUCCGGGAAGGGAGAUGUUCUCUGGUCACCUCCUUUGCGGUCUUCAAAUACAUGGCACUCUACAGCCUUGUGCAGUUUGUCUCUGUUCUCCUGCUCUACACGAUCAACACCAAUCUGAGUGAUCUGCAGUUUUUGUUCUUUGACCUGAUCAUCACCACCACGGUGGCUGCUCUGAUGGGCAGGACGGCGCCGGCGAAUGACCUGGGCCCCAAGCGCCCACAAGGAGCCCUCAUCAACAUCAUCGUCCUGAGCAGCCUCGCCUUCCAGACCAGCCUCUUCAUCGCCAUCCAGGUCACCAGCUACUACAUCACUGUCUCUCAGCUGUGGUACGUCCCCUUGAACAGUACGGUGGCAGCCCCUCAGAACCUCCCGAAUUACGAAAACACCGUCGUCUUCUGCAUUUCCGGGUUCCAGUACCUCAUCCUGGCAGUAGCCAUGUCCAAAGGGCAGCCCUUCCGCAAGCCCCUCUACACGAACAACCUGCCUGGACUACGGGCUUCUCAACGGCCUCCGGAACCUGUGUGGGAAAAAGUCGUCGAAGAAGCUCUUCAAAAGGCUGGAGAAGGAGCUGAGCCAGCAGCAGCCCUUGUGGCCUCCGCUCCACGAACCCAUCUUUGCCACCCAAAUCACCCCUGUCAUGAGGUGACGCUGGGCGCAGACACACAUGCCUGUGUGGACAUGAAAGACGGAGGCGUCUCUUCGGCGCCUUCCCUUGGUACGGGACCAUUUUAUUUAUUUCCACUGGUCGCUACACUGUCCUUCAUUCUGCUGCUGCCCGCUUGGCAAAAGACCCCGGAAACGACACUCCACCCUCCUCCUCCAUUUAAAGUCCUUCUGUUACCUGCUGCCCCACUUGCCAAGGUGGAAGCAUUCUGGGCUUUGUUUUUGAGCCUGGCUGGCAACUGGAUUCCGGCUGAGGUUCCUUGCAGCUCUGGAAGAAUUCCAAAGAGGAGGCCUUUUGUGGGGGCACGAACCAGGCGACCCCAUGCAGGCGACCCCAGCCCAGGCCAGCCCUCCUGCAUCAGCCAGGUGGGCAGACAGCUCAGCAUGGCUCUGCUUUGCCCCAGUAGAGGUGGGGUCACUCAGCGGCGUUGGUGGUGAGGGCUGGGUUAGCCUGGCACACUUGUCCCCCCUGCCCAUCCGGUGCACAAACACAGACCGCCCCGGGUGCCAGAAACCAAACGCUAUGCCACUGCUCCAUCUUGAAGCACUGAGACCCCCACUAGUGCCCUGGAGCGUCUUCCUGUGGAGGGGGUGGGUGGGGUGUUAGGAAUCAGGCAGCUCUUUCCCUCUAUGAUUGGCCUAGAUGUGCUGGUCCCAAUUCCUCUGUUGAAAGGAGAGCAAUGGCGCUGCCUGUACUUGCCCAAGUGACCGUAUUUCCUGUGGACAGAGUUGCAAGGAGAAUGGAGCCCCCUGUGAUUUGGACGCUGUCAUGUGUCCCUCCUCCAUGCCAGAAUUACUGGAAAUUAUAGCAAUCUGCACCAGCCUCAAAAUGAGAAAGCUCAUCAGGGCUGUGUGUGUGUGUGUGUGUGUGUGUGUGUGUGUUUAUGUGUGUGGUUUGCAAUAGGGCUAUCUCCCCCAUCCUUACCCCAAGAUCACCCACUCCACAAGAAAAAUGAAAAAGGUUACUUGAAAGGAUGGAUGUGCUGAGAGUGAGAGAACCCAGUUCUGUAUGGUUAUGAACGAGUCUCACAAUAAACAGAUGAUAUUUUCUGGGCAA
Podarcis muralis (Common wall lizard) is the source of this 4990-nucleotide messenger RNA. NCBI's taxonomy places the organism in Eukaryota, Metazoa, Chordata, Lepidosauria, Squamata, Lacertidae. The record is from RefSeq and is a predicted model, not a curated record.